Molecule: messenger RNA, 711 nt
Organism: Rhipicephalus microplus (southern cattle tick)
Lineage: Eukaryota; Metazoa; Arthropoda; Arachnida; Ixodida; Ixodidae
Source: RefSeq, a predicted model, not a curated record
AUGCAUUCCUAUACAAUUAAAAAAAAUCAAGUCAUACAAUGGCAUCGCCAGGCCGGAAGAAAUGUGUGGGUCCCCGAGUGCGACAAGAAGUUCGAGAGCUUACUGCAACAAAACUUUGGCACCGCCAAGCUUCGGCGUAAGUUGAGCAACGUAGCGCCAGUGUUCAGUGAGGAGGUAGACGACGCUCUUUUUGAGUUCCUCGAGCAGGAAAGGAGCACUGAUUUGAUUGAUUUCACUGGACGUGCUAUUAGUAACAGACUUCUCUCAGAAGAAGCUGUCAAAAUAGCCCGCAGCUUGCAGCUAGGAAAUUUUGCUUCAUCGAGCCAGUAUAUCAAGAGUGUGGGGUUUGAAGUGACAAUGCGCCAAUCCAAAAAUGAGAGCCAGAAGACUCCUGACAAUUUCUCAAAGGCAGUAAAGGCAUUUCGCUCUGCUGUGGAUAGCCUACAAGCACGCCACGACUACACACAUUACAACAUUUGUAAUAUGGACCAGACGAUGGUCCAAAUGGACUCGCCGACGAGCAGGACGAACAACCUGGUUGGGGCGAGCACCGUGCGCAUUGCCAAUACUGGCUGGGAUCGCAGGAGCUUCACGAUUGCAGUGGCAGCAUGCGCAAGUGGCCACAAACUACCAGCUUUUAUCGUUUUUAAGGAACAAGAUGGAAAGGUAUCAACCAAAGCGUUCAUGAGCCUUCAUAUACCAGGUGAGUGA